Messenger RNA from Xylona heveae TC161, 1788 nucleotides. RefSeq lists its product as hypothetical. Gene Ontology annotation, biological process: microtubule cytoskeleton organization; microtubule-based movement. Gene Ontology annotation, cellular component: cytoplasmic dynein complex; centrosome. The transcript has 6 exons. The coding region runs from base 1 to 1788 and encodes 595 amino acids. NCBI's taxonomy places the organism in Eukaryota, Fungi, Ascomycota, Xylonomycetes, Xylonales, Xylonaceae. Gene Ontology annotation, molecular function: dynein heavy chain binding. The record is from RefSeq and is a predicted model, not a curated record.
AUGGUCGAAGUAGGGCAACGGCCAUCCUCAUGGACGGACCGUGGCACUUCAAAUAGGCCGAAAAGCUCAGAUGAUUCAAAAUCCGACAUGUGGUCGUCCAUGUUGGACGGCGUUGCCAGUGGGAAAAGGUUGCCGGAGAAGAAUAUUGUGGUCCUGGGCGGCUCUACGGAAACUCAAAAGGACUUUCUUGAAUCAUUAUCAGAGGACCAUUCCAGAACACGUCGGCCGACAGGCCGGCAUUCAAGACGACCUCCCCCAAUUGCGAACCAGUUCGUUUUGGGAUACACCUACCACGACAUACUUGAUGCAGAUCACGAAGAUAUUCUUGCCCGUCUGUCGCUCUACCUCCUCGCCGAUCCAUCUCCAGUCUUUGCUCCUCUUCUAAAGCCUCACCUCACGAAACGCACGAUACCGAAUACUCUUGUAGUAAUUAUUCUCGACUGGGCCACGCCAUGGCUAUGGUUGCGCCAAUUGCGGGAUUGGAUACGCAUGCUGCGGUCAGUGACGAACGGGCUGGACAAUGGUGCACAUGAUGCUAUGGAGGAAGUGAUGAUGGACUGGCGAGACCGAAGACGCGGCGCACCCCAAGAUAGUGGCGGAGGGGGCCCAAGAAUGGAUGCACCCUUGCCACUAGGUCCUGGCGAGUGGGAUGAAGCAUUAGGACUGCCUUUAUGUGUUGUUUGUCAAAACUCCGAUAAAAUCGAUACUCUAGAUAAGGAGCGCGGGUGGAGAGAAGAAGAUUUUGACUUUGUUCUCCAAUCGCUCCGAACCGUUCUUCUCAAGCACGGAGCCUCACUCAUCUACACAACCCCUUCUGUGCCCAGCUCUCUCCAACCUCUCAUCCACUUCUCCCUGGGCAUCCAGUCGCCCCUCAAGCGAGAUUCAUUCCGGCACAACAUUAUCGACCGCGACAAGAUUCUCAUCCCUCCGAACUGGGACUCAUGGGGCAAAAUCCGAAUAUUGCGCGAAGGCUUUGAAGUCGAAGCCAUCAACGCCGGCUGGUCUGUUGACAUCCAGCCCCCACGUCAGACUGCUUCCGCGGAGCUCCAACGGCCCGGAAACGCCGCCAUUCUCAACGGUAACAACCCCACCGACACGCAUCCACAGCCCCAAGCCGAAGCCGAACAUGAAGAGGCGGAAGAUGUAGAGGAGGGAGAGCAAGGCGCGCUCUCUCUUUACGAGCAGACCGUCCAAGACCCCAAACACACUGCCGCAUUAGCCCCAACCAGUCAAUUCGGCCGCCAAGCCGGCCGCCAAGACGACGUCAAGAGCACCAGCACACAAGACUUUCUCGCGCAGCAGAUUGACGUGCUCGAAAAACUGCGCGUAGAAGACCACACAAAUACUCUCAAGAUGAAGGCCAUUCGAGAAGAGCUAAGGGAUAGUCACGGAAUGACUCCCUCGAUGUCCCACCCCACCGACGACGAGGGGCGAGACCGCGACCAGGCUCACCGCUUGGUCCAGGAUGAUGGAAAAGUCAAUGAACAUAUCGGCCCUGUGCACUUUAACAUGGGCGGCAUUCAGGUCGAUGCCGAGGAUGUUUUGAAAGGAAUAAAGGAACGCGAAGCUUCCCGUGAAGCUACAAAUACAACUACAUCCUCUGGCAUUGCCACCACGUCUACUGACCGAGAGCGUGAGCGCGAGCGCGAAACUCCCGCCCCGUCCACCCCCGACGCCAAAUCCCAAAACGAAGCUCUCGCUUCGUUCUUUGCAGGCUUAAUGAAGCGAGGAGGCGCAGGCGGAGCUGCAGCAGGAGGAGGAGCUUCUUCGUCCGCUAGUCCGCGGUAA